AUGUGUCGCAACACUCCCCUGGUCGCCUGUUAUCCUUCCUUCCACCCUCUCUCCUCCACACAGACCCCUGAAGCCUUGAGAGAGCUCGCCUCGCUGCUGCUGCCGCUGCACUUUGCCUCUGUGGAGCAUGAGUUGCCAUCAUGGGAGUACCUCCCCAGCUGCGCCCCUAGGCCGCGGGCAGGCUAUGCGGGUCUCAAGAACGCAGGAGCCACGUGCUACAUGAACAGCGUCUUCCAGCAGCUCUUCAUGCAGCCCCAAGUGCGCCAGGCCCUCCUUGCCUUCCCUGAAACGCCCGAGUCCGACCGGCCACUAUCUGUGAUCUAUCAAGUGCAGGUCAUCUUCAGCUAUUUGCUAGCAGGCUGUCCUGACUACUUCGUGCCAGAGGGCUUCUGGGAUGCCUUCAGGGACUACGAUGGGCAGCCGGUGAAUCUGAGGGAGCACCAGGACGCGUUUGAGUUCUUCAACCGCCUCUAUGAUUCGCUGGAUGAGAGCAUGAAGGCACAGCGGCACUCUCCUACUCUCACUUCCAUUUUUGGAGGGGCCUUUGCUCAGCAGUACGCACGUGGCCAUUGUGAGUUCUUCAACCGCAUCUACGACUCGCUGGAUGAGAGCAUGAAGGCGCAGAGACACUCCCCCACGCUUACCUCCAUAGUCGGGGAAGCUUUUGCCCAGCAGAUCAUCUGUCGCGGUUGCCCCCAUCGCAGUGAGAGGGAGGAGCCAUUUGCAGCAGUGAGUGUGGACGUGAAGGGGAAGCGCGGGCUGCAGGAGUCGCUAGAGGCGUUUGUGCAGGGCGACUUGCUCGAGGCAGAUAACGCCUACUUCUGUGGGCAGUGCGGCAAGAAGGUGGAUGCAUUAAAGCGUGCGUGCAUCAAGACCCUGCCGUCCACCCUGAUAAUCCACCUGAAGCGCUUUGACUUUGACUAUGAGACGAUGCAGCGGCUGAAGCUGAAGGACCGAUUCACCUUCCCGCUCUCUCUCAACAUGCGACCCUUCACCCGGGAGGGACUUGCUCAGAAGGAAAGAGAGCAGGGGCGGGGGCGGGUAGGGGGUGCAGAUAGGAAGGAGGAGGGGAGGGAAGAGGGGACGGAGGAGGGGAGGGAUAGAGGGGAGGGGGAGGAGAGGGCGCAGGGGAGGGGGGAGGAGGAGGGGAAAGGAGGGAAAGGGGUUGGAGAGGUUAGGAAUGAAGGGGGUGCGGAGGAGAAGGGAGGUGAAGGUGGGGAGGAGAGGAGUGAUGGGUAUUACGAGUAUAGCCUGGUAGGGGUGGUGGUGCAUUCAGGGACGGCGUUUGCAGGACAUUAUUACUCGUACAUCAAGGAGAGGAGCGGCGACUCUCCGCUGCAUCACAGCCGUCCAUCUCAAUCUGUGCGGUCAAAGCAGCGGUGGCUGUGCUUUGACGACAAGCGAGUGGAGGCGUACGAUGUGAGGGAGCUGGAGAAGGACUGCUUCGGAGGGAAGUACUCCGCUGAGGUGUACGACAACCUCAUCAAGACCACGUCACCUCAGUACUCCGCUGAGGUGUAUGACAACCUCAUUAAGACCACGUCGCCUCAGUACUCUGCUGAGGUGUAUGACAACCUCAUUAAGACCACGUCGCCUCAGUACUCCGCUGAGGUGUAUGACAACCUCAUUAAGACCACGUCGCCUCAGUACUCCGCUGAGGUGUAUGACAACCUCAUUAAGACCACGUCGCCUCAGUACUCCGCUGAGGUGUAUGACAACCUCAUUAAGACCACGUCGCCUCAGUACUCCGCUGAGGUGUAUGACAACCUCAUUAAGACCACGUCGCCUCAGGUAGGGACAGGACAACCUCAGGUAGGGGAGAAGGGAAUCCGGCAGGUAGGGGAGAAGGGAAUCCGGCAGGUAGGGGAGAAGGGAAUCCGGCAGGUAGGGGAGAAGGGAAUCCGGCAGGUAGGGGAGAAGGGAAUCCGGCAGGUAGGGGAGAAGGGAAUCCGGCAGGUAGGGGAGAAGGGAAUCCGGCAGGUAGGGGAGAAGGGAAUCCGGCAGGACGUGCUAUCUCGCAUGCUCGACGCUAACAGCACAGCCUGUCGCCUCUUCAAUGCGCGCAUGGCGGGCAACAGGCGGUGGCUCUUGCACUUCCUCCUCAAGUGCCCCAUCAAUGCCAUAUCCGUGGUAUGUGCUCUCCACAUGCUUUGCUUUCCCGUAGGAGGGGCGGCAGGUGCAUCGGGGGAAGAUGCAUUGAAUGUGGACGCGUUGAUUGAUUCGCUGGUGUCGCUGCUGAGGGACGCCAGUGGCCCCUCAUGCCACGUUGACAAUCUCUGCAGCAUAUUGGUAGAGUAUGCACGCAUCGGCCCCACCCAGCGCCUCUCCCUCAUUCGCAGACAGCUGCCUGCCACCUGUCUUGACUAUCUAGACCGAGUGGGGAUCGCAGCAGCAGCCAAGCUGCAUCUCUCGCCCCUCCACUCCCUCCUCUCCAUCCUCGUCCGCUCCUGCUACCCCCGCCCUCCCCCCUCUCGCCGCCCCGUCCCCGCUUCCACCCCUGCAUCUGGGGGGAACGAGGGGUGGGAUGAGGAGGGGGAAGGGGAAGGGGACGAGGGGGGAGGGGAAGUAAGGGCGCAUGUAAGGGGGAGGAGAAAGGGGGAGGGGAGGUCGCAUGGGAGGGAGGAGAAGGGCAAGGGGAAGGCAGGGCAAAAAGGGGCAGAGAGGCGGAGGGGGCAUGGGGGGGUUUCUGCAGGGGCUGCAGGGGCGGCAGGGGCAGUGGGGGGGGCGGAAGAGGAGGGGGGGGAGGAGGAGGACGCUGGGUUGCAAAAUCCGGCUUUUUUUGGCCGGCCGGUGGCAGUGCUGCCACCCCGUGUGGCUCAGCUUGCAUCAGACCCUGAUUAUGUCAAUCUGCUGAUCACAUCCAAUCUGGACAACCAAGACACCAUCUCUCUCCUCCUCUACAUCUCCUACGGCAACGAGAGCGAAAGCAUCACCGUGCUCCGCGAGGCCAUGAGCUCUCUGCAACGAGCAGCAGUCACGUCGUCUCGUCGCAUUCUCUCCCUGCUGCUGCACCUGCUCAAGUUGCCAGAUGCCCUUCAAGAGGCGCGCCAGGAGUCAGUGGUGAACGGCUGUCAGUUCUUCCGCCCAGGCGUCUUCGACCUCCUUCUUGCCAAGCAAGUAUCCCCUCUGAAGCGCUACGCGCUCCUGAAAUUCCUCCUGGCAACAGCGGCCUUCAGCACCAUGUCACGGCGCCACAUUGCAAUGAGGAGAGCAGACCUGAGCGCCGUGCUGCAGUGGCUGCAGGAGGAGACUGCCAACGCGCCCGGGCACGACCUGUCCAAUGAGGAGCUGCCAUCUGGCACGCUGCGCCGCACCGCCACUGUGGAUUCAACUAUUGCCACAGGGCUGAGCCUGAUCAGCCUGCCGCACGAACCCAAUGCAUGA
This is a messenger RNA of Closterium sp. Yama58-4, 3384 nucleotides long. The record is from the annotation of a GenBank genome assembly. Lineage: Eukaryota; Viridiplantae; Streptophyta; Zygnematophyceae; Desmidiales; Closteriaceae.